Molecule: messenger RNA, 4382 nt
Organism: Ochotona princeps (American pika)
Lineage: Eukaryota; Metazoa; Chordata; Mammalia; Lagomorpha; Ochotonidae
Gene: JAK2
Product: Janus kinase 2
Exons: 25
Coding region: 258-3656 (1132 amino acids)
Biological process (GO): cytokine-mediated signaling pathway; cell surface receptor signaling pathway via JAK-STAT; hemopoiesis
Cellular component (GO): membrane; cytoskeleton; cytosol
Molecular function (GO): histone binding; ATP binding; cytokine receptor binding
Source: RefSeq, a predicted model, not a curated record
GUCGCUGCGCUCCCAGGGAUGUGAGUGGGGAAGCGAGCCCGCACGGGAGGGCCCCCCGAAGGGCCCAGCCUGGCGGACGCUCGGACCCUUGCCCGCUCUGGGGGCGUCACCAAGACACCUUGGCCCAAGCCGGAGGCGCCUGGUAGGUUUCAAAAGCAGGCAACUAGAACAAGAUGUGAAGUGUUUUCUGCACAAAGAGGCCCUCCCUCCCUUCCUCCCUCGGCCACCGACGGCAAAUGUUCUGAAAAAGACUCUACAUGGGAAUGGCUUGCCUUACGAUGACAGAAAUGGAAGAAACAUCUCCAUCCCCUACACAUCAGAAUGGUGAUAUUCCCGGAAACCCUAAUUCUGUGAAACAAGUUGACACAGUGUUUCAGGUGUAUCUUUACCAUUCACUCGGGAAAGCUGAGGGAGAUUACCUCCAGUUUCCAGCUGGGGAGUAUGUUGCAGAAGAAAUCUGCGUUGCUGCUUCUAAAGCGUGUGGUAUUACACCUGUGUAUCAUAAUAUGUUUGCUUUAAUGAGUGAAACAGAAAGGAUCUGGUAUCCACCUAACCAUGUCUUCCAUAUAGAUGAGUCAACCAGACAUACUGUACUCUACAGAAUAAGAUUUUACUUUCCUCACUGGUAUUGUAAUGGCAGCACCAGAACCUAUCGACACGGAAUAUCUCGAGGUGCUGAAGCCCCUCUUCUUGAUGAUUUUGUCAUGUCUUACCUUUUUGCCCAGUGGCGGCAUGAUUUUGUGCAUGGUUGGAUAAAAGUACCUGUGACUCAUGAAACUCAGGAAGAAUGUCUUGGGAUGGCAGUGUUAGAUAUGAUGAGAAUAGCCAAAGAGAAGGAUCAAACUCCACUGGCCAUCUAUAACUCUGUCAGCUACAAGACAUUCUUACCCAAAUGUGUUCGAGCCAAAAUCCAAGAAUAUCACAUUUUGACAAGGAAGCGAAUAAGGUAUAGAUUUCGCAGAUUUAUUCAGCAGUUCAGCCAAUGCAAAGCCACAGCCAGAAACUUGAAACUUAAGUAUCUUAUAAAUCUGGAAACUCUUCAGUCUGCCUUCUACACAGAACAGUUUGAAGUAAAAGAACCUGGAAGAGGUCCUUCAGGUGAGGAGAUUUUUGCAACCAUUAUAAUAACUGGAAACGGUGGAAUUCAGUGGUCAAGAGGGAGACAUAAGGAAAGUGAGACUCUGGCAGAACAGGAUUUACAGUUGUAUUGUGAUUUCCCUGAUAUUAUUGAUGUCAGUAUUAAGCAAGCAAGCCAGGAAGCUGUAAAUGAAGGUAGAGUUGUAACUAUCCAUAAGCAAGAUGGUAAAAAUUUGGAAAUUGAACUUAGCUCCUUGAGGGAAGCUUUGUCUUUUGUGUCAUUAAUUGAUGGAUAUUACAGACUAACAGCAGACGCACAUCACUACCUCUGUAAGGAAGUUGCUCCUCCAACAGUGCUGGAGAAUAUACAAAGCAACUGUCAUGGCCCAAUUUCAAUGGAUUUUGCCAUUAGUAAACUGAAGAGAGCAGGUAAUCAGACUGGACUCUAUGUACUUCGAUGCAGUCCUAAGGACUUUAACAAAUAUUUUUUGACCUUUGCUAUUGAGCGAGAAAGUGUCAUUGAGUAUAAACAUUGUUUGAUUACAAAGAAUGAAAAUGGAGAGUUUAAUCUCAGUGGGACGAAGAAGAACUUCAGUAAUCUUAAAGAUCUCUUGAAUUGCUACCAGAUGGAAACUGUUCGCUCAGACAGUAUAAUUUUCCAGUUUACUAAAUGCUGUCCCCCAAAGCCAAAAGAUAAAUCAAAUCUUCUAGUGUUCAGAACCAAUGGUGUGUCUGAUGUACCACUCUCACCAACAUUACAAAGACACAACAAUGUGAACCAAAUGGUGUUUCACAAAAUCAGAAAUGAAGAUCUGAUAUUUAAUGAAAGUCUUGGCCAAGGCACUUUUACAAAAAUUUUUAAGGGUGUAAGAAGAGAAGUUGGAGACUACGGUCAACUACAUGAAACAGAAGUUCUUUUAAAAGUUCUGGAUAAGGCACAUAGAAACUACUCCGAGUCUUUCUUUGAAGCAGCAAGCAUGAUGAGCCAGCUUUCUCACAAACAUUUGGUUUUAAAUUACGGAGUUUGUGUGUGUGGAGAGGAGAAUAUUCUGGUUCAGGAGUUUGUAAAAUUUGGAUCAUUAGACACAUAUCUAAAAAAGAAUAAAAAUUCUAUAAAUAUACUAUGGAAACUUGAAGUGGCCAAACAGUUGGCAUGGGCCAUGCUUUUUUUAGAAGAAAAAAACCUUAUUCAUGGGAAUGUGUGUGCCAAAAAUAUUCUGCUUAUCAGAGAGGAAGACAGGAAGACAAGGAAUUCUCCUUUUAUCAAACUCAGUGAUCCUGGCAUCAGUAUUACAGUGUUGCCGAAGGACAUUCUUCAGGAGCGAAUACCAUGGGUGCCACCUGAAUGCAUUGAAAAUCCUAAAAAUCUCAAUUUGACAACAGACAAAUGGAGCUUUGGUACCACUUUGUGGGAGAUCUGCAGUGGAGGAGAUAAGCCUCUGAGUGCCCUGGACUCCCAGCGAAAACUACAGUUUUAUGAAGAUAGGCAUCAACUUCCUGCACCAAAGUGGACAGAAUUGGCAAACCUUAUAAAUAAUUGCAUGGAUUAUGAGCCAGAUUUCAGGCCUUCUUUCAGAGCCAUCAUACGGGAUCUUAACAGCUUGUUUACCCCAGAUUAUGAACUAUUAACUGAAAGUGACAUGUUACCAAACAUGAGGAUAGGUGCUCUGGGGUUUUCUGGUGUUUUUGAAGACAGGGACCCUACACAGUUUGAAGAAAGACACUUGAAAUUUCUGCAGCAACUUGGCAAGGGUAACUUUGGGAGUGUGGAGAUGUGCCGGUACGACCCUCUGCAGGACAACACUGGAGAGGUGGUGGCUGUCAAGAAGCUCCAGCACAGCACUGAAGAGCAUCUCCGAGACUUCGAAAGGGAAAUUGAAAUCCUGAAGUCUCUGCAGCAUGACAACAUUGUCAAGUACAAAGGAGUGUGCUACAGUGCUGGUCGGCGUAAUCUGAGAUUAAUUAUGGAGUAUUUACCAUAUGGAAGUUUACGGGACUAUCUCCAAAAACAUAAGGAAAGGAUUGACCACAAGAAACUGCUGCAGUACACAUUUCAAAUAUGCAAGGGUAUGGAGUAUCUUGGCACAAAAAGAUAUAUUCACAGGGACCUAGCAACGAGAAAUAUAUUGGUAGAGAAUGAGAACAGAGUUAAAAUUGGAGAUUUUGGGUUAACUAAAGUAUUGCCUCAAGACAAAGAAUACUACAAAGUGAAAGAACCUGGGGAAAGUCCCAUAUUCUGGUAUGCUCCGGAAUCACUGACCGAGAGCAAGUUUUCUGUCGCCUCUGAUGUUUGGAGCUUUGGAGUGGUCCUGUAUGAACUUUUCACGUAUAUUGAAAAGAGUAAAAGCCCACCAGCGGAGUUCAUGCGCAUGAUUGGCAAUGACAAACAGGGACAGAUGAUUGUAUUCCAUUUAAUAGAACUCUUGAAAAACAACGGGAGAUUACCAAGACCAGAUGGAUGUCCAGAUGAGAUCUAUAUGAUUAUGACAGAAUGCUGGAACAAUAAUGUAAAUCAGCGUCCCUCUUUUAGGGACCUAGCUGUUCGAGUGGAUCAAAUAAGGGACACCAUGGCUGGGUGAAACAGAUGACCUUCACACCGACACCAAAGUGGACUCACUCACAGAACUCAGUAUUUCCCAUUGCUGUGGACUGCUGUGACAUAGAGUGUGACAUGUCAUGAUGCUAGUCAGCAAAGGUGUGAAAAUACCAGCUCAACAGUGAUGAUUCCAAGUGGGGCUACAAGUGGAAAACAUGGAUGAAAACUUCAGAGCAAGGAAUUUUAUAAAAAGUUUCAUGAACUGUAUCAGUUAACUUUUCUCUGUCAAAGGACAGAAAAACAAAAGGACUUCUCAACUCAGCUUUUUAAGGGAUAAACAAAUUAUAAUGUAAACUUUGAAUUGUUCAGGAUGCACAAAAUAUGUAUGUACAGUUUUUAUCACAACCAGUGUGUAAUACCUUGGCAUCUUGUGUGAUGUUUUACACAGGGCUGAAGUUCAUUCAUUAUGUUUUCUAAUUUUUCCAUAGUUGAUUUUCAACAACUUCACCCUAAAAAGAAAGCAUGAUGCUUAGAUGAAUGAAAAAAAGCACUUUUGCAUUCUUGUUUGUCUCUAUCACUGACCAGCAAUAUAAGCAGGUGUAAACUUUCAGUUUGUAGUUGCAUGCACUGUAAAUAUUUUUCAAAGCAAAGGGAACAAAUGCCUAGUUUUAUUUGUACAGGAAAUCUCCCUUGCCCUAAAGAACACAUUUUGAAAUGGAACAAGCUUACAAAGAUAAAACAUAAUCUAUUUUCUUAUUUGUUUCUCUCA